CGAGCUGGGGCUGGGGGCGGUCACCGGCGGCAGGUCCCGAGGAUGCGGUGGCGGUUGCUGUGGCUCCUCUGCGCCGCCGCCCGCUGGUGGGGCGCCGGCGGCAAGACGCUGCGGGGCGGAUUCGCCAGCGCCGCCGCACGGCGAGACCCGUGGCGGCCGGUGGCGCGGUUCCAGUUCUACGGUGACCAUGCUGUUCUGUGUGUCAGAAUCAAGAACGUAGCAGUAGCUGUGACAAAAGCAGCUAGACUUCACCUGUUUCAAGCACAGGAAUGGCAGAAGCUGCAGAAUGGCAUCGAAGAUCAGAGCUGUACAGAGAAGUUCUCCAAAGCUCAGCUGACAAUGACUGUGAACCACACAGAGCAAAAUCUGACAGUGUCCCAGAUUCCUUAUCCAGAAACAUGGUAUGUGUUUUAUGUAGACAAGUUUACCUGCGAGGAGAAUUAUUCUGAAUCCGAGGAUAUUCAGUUUGAAAUGGUCUUACUAAACCCAGAUGCAGAAGGCAAUCCAUUAGAUCACUUUAGCGCAGGGGAAUCUGGGUUGCAUGAGUUCUUUUUCCUGCUUGUCCUAGCAUACUUCGUAACUGCUUGCAUAUAUGCACAGUCCCUAUGGCAAACACUUAAGAAGCGUGGACCUAUGCAUACUGUACUAAGGGUGUUGACAGUUGCAUUACUGUUGCAGGCUGGUUCAGCUCUUGCCAACUACCUGCAUUUCUCAAGUUAUUCUAAAGAUGGAAUAGGAGUACCUUUUAUGGGAAGUUUGUCAGAAUUGUGUGACAUAGUCUCACAGAUACAAAUGCUGUAUUUAUUGUUGAGUCUGUGUAUGGGUUGGACAAUAGGCAGAAUGAAGAAAUCUCAUGGCAGACCUCUUCAGUGGGAUUCCACUCCAACAUCUACUGGCAUUGCUGUAGUAGUUGUCGUUACACAGAGCUUUUUACUAAUCUGGGAGCAGUUUGAAGAUACGAAUCACCACAGCUACCAUUCACACCAUGGCUUAGUAAGCGGUCUGCUUAUUGGCCUCAGAGUUUGCCUAGCUUUAUCACUGGCUGCUGGUCUUUACCAGAUCAUCACAGUGGAGAGAAGCACGCUGAAAAGGGAGUUCUAUAUCACCUUUGCCAAAGCCUGCAUUCUCUGGUUUUUGUGCCACCCAUGUCUUGCAACCAUUGCUGUAAUAUUCAGAGAAUAUCAAAGAGAAAAGAUUAUUACCAUGGGUGUUAUCCUCUGUCAAUGCAUCUCCAUGGUUAUCCUCUACAGACUUUUUCUAUCUCAUAGUCUAUAUUGGGAAGUAUCUUCACUGUCAUCAGUGACAUUGCCACUAACAGUAUCCUCUGGACAUAAAAAUCGACAUCACUUCUGAGAUGUUUAGGAAGAGUACCUUCUGUAAUAAAUGUGCAAUAAUGACUUAAAUAUACAGGUAUUUUUGUCACAGGUGUGUCAUAGAUUGGUUUCACUGGAAAAGAGUAAUAAUAUAAGAGCACUUCACAGACCUUUGGUCUGACAAGUUCCCUAGAUUGAUCUGUUGAAAGUAUUGUGGAGUAGAAAAAUCCAUAAUUUGAAUAAUUCCAUAAAUAUUAUAUGCAGCGUGUGGUGUUGAGCUGUAUCACGGAGAAGUACAAUGAAUCUUUUCUCUCUCAUUCAAAGACACAAAAAAAAGUCCUUGUUUUGUAUCAAUACAAGGUUUGAAUGUCUUACAAAAUGCAGUUCUUAAAACAUACAGGCUCAAAAAAGUCUGAAAUUGGCCAGUUGUGAAACUGGUGUGAUGUGUAAUGAUGAGUAAAAGUUCCUUUAUUUUCAUGCUUUAGAGAAAAUGUAUUUUAUAUAUAAGUAUAAAAGAAGGGCAAACAAAAGAAGGGGAGUCCUCUACAAAGCACAUGUAAAACGUUCCCAACUGCCUGUGAGAAACUUUGCGUUAUUAUUGGUGUAAAAGAAAAGACACUUUUGCAACUAGUAUUCAUACUGGUUAAAAUUUUAAGGGGAAGGAAAAUAGGGUUUAUCUGCCUUUUUUUUUUCUUUUUUUUUUUUUUAAUAAAUGUAACUACAAAUUUAACCCAGUAAUGAAGGUCUAAACAGUAUUUGACACUUAGAAGGCAUAGCAACAUGAAGAUACUUAAAACAGCAGGCUUGCAUCUUUUAAAUAAAAAAAAAGGCAGAGAAAAUAGAAUGGGUGAUGUGGUACUAGAAUUUUAAUCCUGAUAUAAUUCAUUUCUGUUACAUUGAGGAUUCAAUCAUAAUUAAGCCAUAUACACAGAUUAAAUUAACAGAAGCAUUUCAAAUAAAUGUUGGUUUCAGUCAUCAACUACCCAUGAAUUCCUGCCCAAGGAUACUUAAUCAGGAUUAAAUUUUCUAUGAAUAAUUGAAAAACAAAAUACUCACUGGAUUUGUUAUAAUCCAUGUUGGCACUGGGUUCUAAGUAGUUGCCAUCUUCCAUCCAUUGUAAUAAAGCCAUACUACUUUGUGAUGCCCUAGUAUUCAGAAAGCCAUUGUAAAUGUAUACUUUAUUGAAGUGCCUAUUUAUUAUGAUUAAAUCAUGCUGACAUUUUAUUUCCUUCAUAAUAAGAACAUACCUGUUACCAUUGUGAGUGAAAUCUUUCUUUAUGGGUUUGCUUUAGUAUUUGUCAAAUGUUAGACUUCUUUUCAUACAUGUGUGUUUCUUCACAAAAUGGGUUUUAUUUUCUAGUAAAUGGAUGUUUGUUUCUUCUUAACAGUGUGUAUUUAGUUAUGUCUCUAUGAAAACGUGAAGACACCGGGGUUCUAGCUUUAAAAUAGCCCUAACUUUUCUGUUCAUGUUUGCCUCAGUUGUAAGCAUAGUUCAAGUCUAUUCCAUUUUAGUUUAGAGGCAAAACUAGACAUUUGCCUUUGACUAAGGCAAAAUGGCAACAUGACAAAGUUGCUCAUUAAAUCAUCUCCUUUCUUAUUGUUUGUAAUUCAGAUUAAGAAUGGCAGGUUGAGGCUGGAAAAGAUGAGAUAUUAUGAUUUCACACAAUCUUCAGAAUGAUUAAAAGAUUAAUUAUUACAUUCCUCUGAUAACCACACAAAAAUAUUAUUGGUUAAACUUCAGUCUUUAUUUUCCUGCUUAUCUCUGUACUUUUCAUCUUUGCAAGAAAAAAGCAUCCUGUUUUUUGAUAAGUCUCCAAUAAUGCAGUAGAAGAGUUCUAUCUGUGCUCAUGUGUAAGACAUGAAAUUCACACAUAAAAUAGAAUUUUCUGAUAGACACAAGAACUACUUUACAGUUUACGAUCCGUUAUGAUAAAAGUUCUAACCUAUGCAGAAAAAAAAGUAUGUGACUUUCAGAAGGACACUAUUUGCUUUAUUCUCCAGAAGUGUUUUUUUUUUCUUCCUGUAGUCCCUCACUUCAGUCAGUCAGUAUUAAGGUAAAUGAUACCUUAAUUUCACCUUAUAAAUACACCCUACAACAACUCAUAAAAUGAAUUCAUAGUCAGUCUGAUUGUAAAUACAAAGCAUAAGAUGUUGUCUCUUAAUCUUUUGCAGAUUGCCCCGUAAGUCAUCCGGUGACAUUAUCCUCUUAGUUUUGACAUUGAAAAUAGAAUUUUAAUUUUGCUAUUAAUGUAACUCUGGCAAUUAAAUAUGGCUUCCUAAUGGUAAGCAGUACAAAGGACGUGUUUCUACCCAGGGUCUGUUAGUGUUCUUUCAGUACCAGCACUCCCCAGUUUUAUGUUACUAAAUCAUUAAUGUGUAGCAGUAGGUCAGUAUGACUGCAAUAAUAUUCAAGGUGUUAGUUGAUUCAGUACAGGAUAUCUUGGGGGAAGGCUUCAAGUAUGACUAAUUUACGAAGCUUCAUCCUCACCUGGUCUCUAGCUAGCUUAACUGCCUUUGGAUCGUGCCUGAAGAGUGGUUUUGAGUAUGUGAAAGCCUAUCUCUUCUUCCCAACUUACAUCUCCUAUGAAACCAGCUGAUAAGACAUUGCUUUUUUCAUGCUUAUUCACAGUUACCCAUUUUAUCAAUUUGGUUUCAUAACCUCAUCUUGAAAGAAUAGCUUCCAGCCUUUUUUCAGUUGUCUUCAAUCAGUGCAUCUUGCCUGGAAAACUUUCUUUCUCUUUUUCUAAAAUGUGCUUCUCAUCAUGAAGAAAAAAGUAUGUUUCCUGUCACAAACUGGGGCUUUUGCAUACAUCGGAGGAACUUGUGAUGCACUCUGUGUCAACUGUGCGUUGGGUGACAGCAGCGGUCAAAAACACUCCUGCAGUAUGCCCAUAGCCCCAGUGCAUAGGUGGUGUGGAUUUGUGCCUGCUGAAAGGUGCCAUGUAUUCAGGGAAUUCUCGCAGAGAGCUAGGGCAGCUCUGGGCUCCUGCCACCUCACCACUGCAAGGGGUGUUCUCCCCUAAGGCAGCACUGUGCAGCACUGUUCAGUUGAGGUCAGAUGACAACACCUCACUUGAGAGUUUCUGUGCAUUCUGCAGUUCUGUUUUGAAGCUGCAGUUACAUUAAUUCUAUUGCUGGCAUAUUUCAGUGCUCAGAAAAGUGUAAAUUGAAGUUGGUUGUGCUCCGAAGAAACCCACUUCUGUGUGUGAGGGGGCACCUUCUUACCAGCCGUCACCUUUCCACUGGUAUAGAUGCCAGUUUGCAUCAACUGUGAUUGGUUGGUCUGGGGGAAAGUAUCCCAGUUCAGGAGAAACGAGGGUGAGAUCAUCGACUUGGUCUAUGAGACCCCCCACAAGCUGGCAGGAGGGAUCAUCCUGCAUUGCUCUGGACCAGCUGUGUGGAGGAUGGAGCGGUGCUAGGGCUCAUCACAAGUCUCCUUAAGCUAUUCACUCAUCUUCUGUGUAGAAUGUGGUUAUUGUACAUUUAUUUAAAGUGCUUCAGGUAGGAAAAUUAAUAUUUACAAUUAAAUAUAUGUAGAUGGAAGUGGGAAGGUUUGAUUGGAAAAAUAUCAAGUUUCUAAUACAUAUUGCUAUACUAAGACCUCCCACACAAGAUAAACAUUUAUAGUCAGGUCUAAUGAAUAUUCCUUGCUGGUUCAUGUGCCAAUGGAGAGCCAUGGAAGUAUCAAAAUCUUUUUGUUUGCAUCUUGAGCCUCUACAGAACUGGAAGAAUAUUUUAUUUGGCUCUAGUUUAUUGUGUGCAAUGUUAUGCCUCUAGUUAAUCCAGUGUUUAUUAGGCUGGCCAAAGCUGAUGCUGUACCUUUUAAUUCUUCUUGUGUGACUAUGCAAUGUACAAAGAGCAGGUGAUCCUUGCAAAUGUCAGACAUUAAAAGAGAAAGUAUUGA
Neopsephotus bourkii (Bourke's parrot) is the source of this 5217-nucleotide messenger RNA. It is a transcript of the gene GPR180, whose product is annotated as G protein-coupled receptor 180. Lineage: Eukaryota; Metazoa; Chordata; Aves; Psittaciformes; Psittacidae. The coding region runs from base 43 to 1353 and encodes 436 amino acids. Gene Ontology annotation, biological process: response to pheromone; G protein-coupled receptor signaling pathway. The transcript has 9 exons. The record is from RefSeq and is a predicted model, not a curated record.